Cadophora gregata is the source of this 1293-nucleotide messenger RNA. RefSeq lists its product as uncharacterized. The coding region runs from base 1 to 1293 and encodes 430 amino acids. The transcript has 2 exons. Gene Ontology annotation, biological process: DNA-templated transcription. Gene Ontology annotation, molecular function: DNA binding; zinc ion binding. NCBI's taxonomy places the organism in Eukaryota, Fungi, Ascomycota, Leotiomycetes, Helotiales, Ploettnerulaceae. The record is from RefSeq and is a predicted model, not a curated record.
AUGGAGUAUGCUCUUGGGCGGUUGGAGACCUUUAAGCUUCCAAAGCUGAUCAAUGUGCAAACCUUGGCGUUACUUAGCAUUGCGGCAAAACCGUAUUUUGAACCUCAUGUCUCCAACAGAGUUUUUGAGCAAGCCUGCCUUUUGGCGAGACGUAUGGGUCUUGGCAUCGCCUCUCGCGAGGAAGGACUGUCCACAGACGCGGUUGAGGAGCGUUCAAAAGUUUUGAGGUCCCUGUAUCUGCAAGAUAAACCUAUAUCACUCAAUCGCGGCACCAACUGUCUCCUCCCUUCCUUCGACUGCGACUUGCAUAUCUCACUCCAGGAGUCCAGCCAUGGAGAGACUCAACUAUGUGCAAGGUAUCAGCUCUCACGCUGUCUUGAGGAUAUAUAUAUCCGUCUCUAUUCGAACCACUCGCACCAACAGUCGGCAUCACAGCGCAAUAAAGAUAUCGGUGUUCUUGAUAGCUCACUCCUGGCCUGGGCUCGCACUUAUGGGCAAAGUCUCGACUCCUACUUACUGAUGGAAUAUAUCGAAGCACGCAUUGCUGUUCUUCGCCAGAGUGGCGAAGAUGGGCAUCAAACAGAGGUCAAACAGCUUUCACGGAUCAGUUGCACUCUUCUUGCUCCCACAGCGACAAUCGCACAAAGAACUCCUCUGUUUGACUCCAGUGGUGCACUCGCGUCUUCACUAGCUGUCACACAACCCGCGAAUCUACAAGUCCCACCGGGUGCUAACCACUCCGAACCACCAUUUCGAAUUCGCAGUCUCGUUGAGAAGUUUCCAAUGUCUGCAUUUUUCACGCUUGCUAGAAGCAUCAUCAGUCAAAACUGCGAGGAAUACGUCGUGGAGGACUUGGAACUAAUCCGGAUGGUCAAUCGCACUUUCCAAGAUUACUUCCCUCAUGUACAAGUGAAGACAGUGUACAAAAGCUCAGAGCAAGCAGUGAGCAAUGUGCUGCGGUUAAUUCGUAUCGUCCGGCCAGAACUAUUUCCGGAAGAUGAUACCUCAGCUGCUCUAACGGCAAACGAAUCCCCUGGAUUUGAAGCCAAUUCCAGCACGAUCCUAUCUUCAUUCUCGAACACUUCUGGCUGUUCCAACGGGCUUUCUCCGUCAGCUAUAGAAAGACUGUCUUGGCUUGAUAACUGCGAUAGCCUAAUGUUCAAUGAUGGAUUUGAUAGGAGCUGCAUAUAUACCGAUCUGGAUAUUUCUGGGGACUUCAACAUGCCAUUGCUAGAAAUGGGAUCUCAGGCUGUUUCCCCCGACCCGUACCAUGCCGAUGGUUACGUAGUGUGA